Messenger RNA from Schistosoma haematobium, 1894 nucleotides. It is a transcript of the gene PHKG2, whose product is annotated as Phosphorylase b kinase gamma catalytic chain, liver/testis isoform. Gene Ontology annotation, cellular component: phosphorylase kinase complex. The transcript is spliced from 6 exons. The record is from RefSeq and is a predicted model, not a curated record. NCBI's taxonomy places the organism in Eukaryota, Metazoa, Platyhelminthes, Trematoda, Strigeidida, Schistosomatidae. Gene Ontology annotation, molecular function: calmodulin binding; phosphorylase kinase activity; ATP binding. The coding region runs from base 1 to 1338 and encodes 445 amino acids. Gene Ontology annotation, biological process: glycogen biosynthetic process; protein phosphorylation.
AUGCGUUGGCGGUCUUUCGUUUGCCGCGGUUCGGUCGUGCUUCGGGCCAGCGGAAGUGACAUGACAAUAACCUGCUUGGAGAGGGAUGGUGUCGUUGCUGAUCUCCGUUUAGCGGAUUCCUUUUAUUUGAAAUAUGAAGUUCGGGGUGUCUUGGGUUCUGGAGCCAGUAGUACUGUGCGACGUUGCAUAGAAAAAGACUCUAAAGCCGAAUUCGCUGUUAAAAUUUUGGAUCUUAAUAGUGGUGUCGACACCUCAGAAGUUAUACGUUCAGAAUGUAUGCGAGAGGUGACAAUUCUUAGAAAAGUAGUCGACCACCCCAAUAUCAUAAGAAUUCAUGAUGUUUUCGAGGGGGAUGCAUACAUAUUUCUGGUCUCAGAAAUUUGUCAAGGUGGUGAACUUUUCGACUAUCUUACUCACAACGUCAUUAUUUCCGAAAAACGUACUCGUGCAAUCAUGCGGCAGCUGUUUGAUGCUGUUAAUUUUAUCCAUGACCGUCAAAUCGUCCAUCGAGAUCUCAAGCCGGAAAACAUUCUUCUUGAUGAAAAUCUUAACAUAAAAGUUACGGACUUCGGGUUGGCUGUAUUUGUUGACGAUGAAGAAGAGCUUAAAGAAACUCGGGGAACACCAGGUUACUUGGCGCCAGAGGUCCUGAUGUGUGGUUACUAUGAAGAUCAACCUCCUUAUGGUCAACCUGUAGACAUUUGGGCAUGUGGUGUGAUUAUGUAUACUCUGUUAGCAGGUUGUCCCCCUUUUUGGAAUCGUAAAGAACAUUUGAUGCUGCGCCAGAUUAUGGAAGGCCGUUUCUCUUUUCCUAGUCCAGAAUGGGAUGAUAUCAGCGAAUCUGCAAAGGAUCUAAUAUGUAAAAUUCUAGUUGUGGAUUCCAGCGUAAGGUUGACAGCUUUAGAUUCAUUGAAUCAUGCAUUCUUCCUACAACAACCUAUAGUUGGAAAGACAGCCUUCAAUGCUAGACAGAAAUUUAAGACUGGUAUGUUGGCUGUCAGUUUUAUAUUUUAUCUACGCCGUUUAAAAGUGGAUGCUGCCUAUUUAAAUAUCAAUCAGUUAUCUAUGGAUCCAUAUUCAAAUAAGAAAUUGCGUAAAAUUAUUGAUACACUUGCCUAUGAUGUUUAUAGUCAAUGGGUUAAGAAAGGUGAAGAACAAAAUCGUGCUGAAUUAUUUGAAAAUGUACCACGUCGUGAUAUGAUUGAUACACCAGAAGCAAUAUUUCACAAUAGUCCAAAACGUUCAGUGUUAGCCGGUGACUCCGUGAAUUAUACACCUUUCAAUUUUGAAGAUGAAGAUGAUGAUGAUAUCAGGAUACCGAUUAGAAUUGAUUAUUAAUAAACCCUUUAUUACAAUCUGUAGUCUAAACUUAGCCCCCUCCCUACCUCCUCUCUCAAUAUAUAUAUAUAUAUAUAUAUAUAUAUAUAUAUAUAACUCGGUGCAAUAAAACAAGUAGGCCCUACAUGUCUUAACAACGAAAACAUCAUGUAUGCAAAACCUACCACUUAUUCAGAACUAAACUUCCUUGGAAUAUUUUCUUUUCAUUUAUUUUAUAAUGUAUAAAGGAAUUUAUUUUUAUUCUAUCCUUUUCUCUCUCAUUUUCAUGUCUUCAUUCUAGUUGUAUUGUGUUAUUUUGCAUCAUUUGGUUAGUCAAGUUGUAAUAAUUCUAGUUUAUUACUUAUUUCAUUGGAAUGCUCCGUUUGUUGUUGUUUUUUUAUUAAUAAUAAUAAUAAUAAGAAAUCACUCAUUUGUCAUUUUUAAACUUAUUAAUAACUUUAUUAUUUCUUUAAAACAAUUAGUCCCUUUUUAUAAAUUUUGAUAGAGCGCAAUAAAAAAACUGGGGUUGAUCAGAACGAUAUGAUGUAUUUACACCAUACAUUUCGAACAAUCUGAC